GGUUGCCGCUGUGCUCUCAACGGUUCUCCUGCAAACACCCGAACAUGCCUCGGGCCUGUGAGGGCAGCAAGGGUUAUUUGGGUCAAGUGCGCGCUAAAAAGAGCCGGGGCGAAGCCCCCCAGUCUAAUCGGCUCAGCCACAAUGGGGCUUCCGCCGGAUAAAGCCCUCAAAGUGAGCGGAAUGGGGCUCUGGAGCGCGCGCUGGGGAAAAUCAAUGGAAAAGGCACAAAAGGCCGCAAAUAGAACAAGCUGCGAGCUACGCUCCGCGCGCUGAACACGCAAGCGUUUUCUCCAGUUGCUCCUCUACUAGUCCAGUGGAACUGGAGUUGAGACCCAUGCGGGCCCCCGACUUGAGACCUUUUUGCCCCACGUGGCAAUGUUGCAGCCACCCAGGAAGCUGUCGCCUUGGCAACGAGUAGUACCGGGGCUGUUUGCUAAGUUUUACGCGCGCAAAACGACAGUUUGCAGUCUCGGGGGCCGCAAAUCUCCCCCAACGAUGGCGGACGAUUCGGAGAUGAACAACAGCAGCAGCGACGAUUCCAACGAUCUGAACACCAAGUUCGGGCUGCGCCUCAAGGGGCGCAAAGGCGCCCUGAAGAAGAAGAACGUCUACCAGAUUAAGGACCAUCGCUUCAUUCCGCGCUUCUUCAAGCAGCCCACUUUCUGCUCGCAUUGCAAGGACUUUAUUUGGGGCUUCGGCAAGCAGGGCUACCAAUGCCAAGUGUGCAGCUUCGUCGUGCACAAGCGUUGCCAUGAGUACGUGACGUUCAAGUGUCCGGGCGCGGACAAAGGCGCCGACUCGGAUGACACGCGCACCAAGCACAACUUCAAGCUGCACACCUACUCGUCGCCCACCUUUUGCGACCAUUGCGGCUCCCUCCUCUACGGCGUCAUCCACCAGGGGAUGAAAUGCACAGCAUGCGACAUGAACGUGCACAAGCGGUGCGAGGAGAGCGUGCCCAACUUGUGCGGCUGCGACCACACGGAGCGCCGGGGGCGCAUCCAGCUGAAAAUCACCUGUGCAGGCAACAAGCUCACCAUUGUGGUGUGCCAGGGACGCAACAUGAUCCCCAUGGACCCGAACGGACUGAGCGAUCCCUACGUGAAGCUGAAGCUGAUCCCGGGCGACUCCGGGGACAACGUGAAGAAGAAGACCAAGACCAUCAAGUCGAAUUUGAACCCGGUGUGGAACGAGACGCUCACCUUCGACCUCAAGCCGGAGGACAAGGACAGGCGACUGCUGAUUGAGGUGUGGGACUGGGACCGCACCUCCCGCAACGACUUCAUGGGCUCGCUCUCCUUCGGCAUCUCCGAGAUCCUCAAGGCGCCGGCCGACGGCUGGUUCAAGCUGCUCACUCAGGAGGAGGGCGAGUUCUACAAUGUGCCCGUGCCCGAGGAGGGCGUCGACAUGGCGCAGAUCAAGACCCAGAUGCGGGUGAGUCUGCGGCAACCGCGCGCAGCCGUUUCAGCGCUUCUCCUCCAGCAGAAGACCUCCAUCACCAAGAAGCCGUCGAUCGCCCACGACAAGGACGUGCCCCACAACAUGGGCAAGAAGGACAUCAUUAGGGCGACCGACUUCAACUUCCUGAUGGUGCUGGGCAAGGGUUCCUUCGGCAAGGUGAUGCUGGCGGAGCGCAAGGGCACCGACGAGCUCUACGCCAUCAAGAUCCUCAAGAAGGACAUCAUCAUUCAGGACGAUGACGUGGAGUGCACCAUGGUGGAGAAGAGGGUGCUGGCGCUCUCCAAUAAGCCGCCCUUCCUGGUGCAGCUGCACUCCUGCUUCCAAACCAUGGACCGGCUCUACUUCGUGAUGGAGUACGUGAAUGGGGGCGACCUCAUGUUCCAGAUCCAGCAGUGCGGCAAGUUUAAGGAGCCGGUCGCGGUAUUCUACUCAGCCGAGAUCGCCAUCGGCCUCUUCUACCUGCACUCCCGAGGGAUCGUCUACCGGGACCUGAAGCUGGACAACGUGCUCCUGGACCAGGACGGGCACAUAAAGAUCGCCGACUUCGGCAUGUGCAAAGAGGGGAUCAGUGGGGACAAGACGACAAAGACAUUCUGCGGCACGCCCGACUACAUUGCGCCCGAGAUCAUCCUCUACCAGCCGUACGGCAAGUCGGUCGACUGGUGGGCGUACGGCGUGCUCCUCUACGAGAUGCUGGUGGGGCAGCCGCCCUUCGAUGGAGAGGACGAGGAGGAGCUGUUCGCCUCCAUCACCGACCACAACGUCAGCUACCCCAAGGGACUGUCCAAGGAGUCGAAGGACGUGUGCAAAGGGUUCCUCACCAAGAACCCGAACAAGCGACUGGGAUGCGGAAAUCGGGGGGAGGAGGACGUGCGCGGCCACGCCUUCUUCAGAAGAAUCGAUUGGGAUCGAAUCGAGAACCGCGAGGUGCAGCCGCCAUUCAAGCCGAAGAUUAAACACCGCAAAGACGUCAGCAACUUUGACAAGCAGUUUACGUCGGAGAAAACCGAUCUGACGCCCACCGACAAGCUGUUUAUGAUGAACCUGGAUCAGACCGAGUUCAUGGGCUUCUCCUUUCUGAACCCGGAGUUUAUCCAGCACGUGUAGAGGGCGCGCAGAAGGCAGGCGGGCGCAGCAACAACAUAUCUCCCCCCCACAUUCUUCUCCUCCCCCACCUUCUGAUUGGCGUUGAGCCGAGCGCGCUCAGAACACGCAACAUUCCCCCACUGGGCGGUAAGUGAAAAGGUAAGUCUCCAUGUGCCAACUGCGACUAGUCGAGGGUUGUGCUUCGUACAAUCAUUCAGCAGCGGAUUCGGGACUGAAGCAACUACACCUUAGGCUUAAACUGUAGUCUUACCGAAAUUAGUAAGCUCAUAUUUUCUUAUCACUUACUUACCUACUUUACUAUUGCCAGCAUUAUUAUUCUAGCGGGUAAGUUAGGCUUAGUUUGCGCUGUAAAUAUCGACGGCUGGGCGUUUUGCAACGGCUGGACUUACCUUUCUCGUUGUGCCAAAACUUACCAAUUCCGGAUGCAAAUCGCCGCCGGCUGUCAAGGUUUUCAAUUCUCGCUUCCGCCUUCGUACUAUGUACAUAAGCCGAGAGAUGGUGCGCCCGUUCGCCUCUCUUCCUUGUGUGGAGGAUGGCCGGGCGGGCGCCGUAAGCGAAACGUUUGGCAACAAACUCUAAUUCCACCCAACUGUGCUAUUUUCUGUGAUGACCUAUUUCUAGUCAAUGUCCCCCAGGGGGCGCAUUUAGCAAACAUGUUCAUGUUUAUGUUUAGUAGUGACGUUUUUGGCCAUUGUCGUUGUUGAUCGGAUGAUGAUGAUGACAUUGUGAUAUUCCGGGGUGGAGGGAGUGGGAAUGAUGUCAUUUUUGCCCGGACUAUUUAUUGGUAAGGGAAGCUGGGGCAAAUAAAGGCGCGAGUUGAUGGUUUUGUGCCAAUGUUUUUGGAUUCAAUGGAGGGAUUUGCUUGAUCUGUACGAGGCUAGGUUUGCCAAAUUUGCUGCCCUUUCUGAGAAAGCGGUUAAAUUUGAGGUUUUCUUUCCCAGUGCUUAGAAGACAGUUGACUCUACGAACGCUGAAAAUUACGUUAAAAUCCCACGAAAUUCGCCCCAAAUUCGCAUUUGUUAGCGUGGGUCCGGGCAAAAAGACUCCCGGAAACCUCAGUGGCCUCCGCCCAUUUUCAGCCAAUAGGGAGCAAUAGCCAGUGGCGGAGGCGCCUGAUUCGCCCGCUUUCCCCGCCCCCAUUUUUUGUAUUGUACAUUCUGGUCUUCUGCCUGUUCUCGUUUCCUCUGUCUAUAAAACCCAUUAUAUUAUCAAAAAAAUUCCCAUUUACUAGUUACGCCACUGUAUUUAUGAAUUAAACGCUGUAUAAUCAUUAACAGUUCA
Messenger RNA from Dendroctonus ponderosae (mountain pine beetle), 3849 nucleotides. RefSeq names its product protein kinase C, brain isozyme-like. Gene Ontology annotation, biological process: protein phosphorylation. The record is from RefSeq and is a predicted model, not a curated record. Gene Ontology annotation, molecular function: diacylglycerol-dependent serine/threonine kinase activity; ATP binding; zinc ion binding. NCBI's taxonomy places the organism in Eukaryota, Metazoa, Arthropoda, Insecta, Coleoptera, Curculionidae.